AUGAGAAAACAGGCUCUUAAACGUGAUUUAUAUAUUGCCUUGGGCUUGACGCUUUGGGCAGCUUAUAUUCGACUUUGGAAAAUAUGGCAACCACCUUCUGUUGUCUUUGAUGAGGUUCAUUUUGGUGGAUUUGCUACUAAAUAUAUCAAGACGCGGUUUUUUAUGGAUGUGCAUCCACCCUUGGCAAAAAUGUUGAUUGCUCUUGUGGGUAAAUUAGCAGGCUUAAAAGACUUUGACUUUAAAGACAUUGGAAAGGAUUAUCUUGCGGACAAUGUUCCAUAUAUCCCAAUGCGAGUAUUUUGUGGUCUCACAGGAUUACUCGUUGUUCCUAUCGCCUAUCUUACAAUACGUGGUGCUGGUCAUUCAAUUGCUGCUGGAUUAGUUGCUGCUCUCAUGGUGUGUUAUGAAAAUGGAUUGAUCGCAAACAAUCGACUCAUUUUACUGGACCCACCUCUUUUAUUCUUUACCUCAAUCACAACACUAGCAUGGACCUAUUUCUUUAACCAAAAGCGUAGACCGUUUCAAUUUUGGUGGUAUUUUUGGCUAGCAGCCACAGGUGCAGGAUUAGGACUUACGGUCAGCUGUAAGUGGGUGGGAUUAUUUACGAUUGCAACCAUCGGUACAUCAACCGUCAAGAAUUUGUGGGAGCUUUGGGGAAAUACACGCAUAUCAAAAUAUGUUUUUAUGAGACAUUUUGGAGCGAGAGCACUUUGUUUGAUUGUAUUGCCUAUCAGCCUUUACAUGAUGAUGUUUGCAAUUCACUUUCAUUCAUUACCCAACAGUGGUGAAGGUGACGGAUUCAUGACACCCGAAUUUCAGCAGACACUGGAUGGACAUACUCAUAUUCAGUCACCUAUUGAUAUUGCAUAUGAAUCUAAAGUAUUCAUCCGACAUGUGGCUACCAGAGGAGGAUAUCUUCAUUCACAUCCACACAAUUAUCCUGGGGGCAGCAAACAACAACAGGUGACACUUUAUCCUCACCGUGACGAUAAUAAUUGGUGGACAUUUAGAAAAGUAGAUGAUGAAGAAACAAAGGAAAUUGAAUACAUCAAGCAUGGCGAUAUUGUUACCUUAAAACAUUCUGACUCCGUCAAGAGAUUACAUUCACACGAUAUAAGACCGCCUAUGACUGAUUUGGAGUAUCAUAAUGAAGUGAGUGCUUAUGGAUUUGAGAAUUUCACCGGAGAUGCCAAUGAUAAUUGGAGAGUAGAAAUUGUAGAAGGUGAUAAACGUGACCCGGUGUCAAAGGAGCGAAUAAGAACGAUCCAUACCAAGUUUCGUCUGGUUCAUGUCAUAACAGGAUGCCAUCUCUUUUCACAUACUGUUAAAUUACCAGAGUGGGGUUUCGAUCAACAAGAGGUAACAUGUAUCAAAGGAGGCAAAGUACCAAAGACCUUGUGGUAUGUAGAGACUACGGAAAACCCAAUGCUGCCACCCGAGACAGAAAAAGUAACUUAUAAUAAGCCCGGCUUUUUUGCCAAAUUUGUCGAAUUAAACAAAGUGAUGUGGGAUACAAACAAAGGCCUGACCUCAUCGCAUCCUUAUGAUUCAAGGCCAGAGUCUUGGCCAUUGCUGCGACGAGGAAUUAACUUUUGGUCCAAGGACAAAUUGCACAUCUAUCUGUUGGGUAAUCCACUCGUCUAUUGGUCUGCUACUUGUUCCAUCUUUGUUUGUCUUAUCGUGAAGGCCGUUUUUCUUCUCUUAGACAAGAGAGGUAUUCAAAAGGACUUUGGAGAGUUAAGAAAACAUUAUGAUGAAUCAGCUGGAUUCUUCCUCAUAGGCUGGUUUUUUCACUAUGCGCCCUUUUUCCUAAUGGGGAGACAGCUGUUCUUGCAUCACUAUAUGCCUGCACUCUAUUUCUCAAUUUUGCUCUUUGCCGUAGGAUUUGAUUUGCUGACGAUUCGUUUAGUAAAUCGAAAGCGAUUGAUGGCUGCUGGAGUAUGGAUCUUGAUGGUUAUCUAUGUUUAUCGAUGCUUUAUACCCAUUACAUAUGGUGAACCUUGGACACAAUCGCUGUGUGAAAAAGGAAAGUGGAGGUCAACAUGGGAUUUUGAUUGUGCACAGUAA
Molecule: messenger RNA, 2067 nt
Organism: Rhizopus microsporus ATCC 52813
Lineage: Eukaryota; Fungi; Mucoromycota; Mucoromycetes; Mucorales; Rhizopodaceae
Product: protein O-D-mannosyltransferase
Exons: 12
Coding region: 1-2067 (688 amino acids)
Biological process (GO): protein O-linked glycosylation via mannose
Cellular component (GO): membrane; endoplasmic reticulum
Molecular function (GO): dolichyl-phosphate-mannose-protein mannosyltransferase activity
Source: RefSeq, a predicted model, not a curated record